AUGGUUGCACACGUUUCGCUUGUGCAGCUGCGAAGAGUGCACGGCGUCCUGGACUGCGAGCGUGGGAGCAUCGCUCGGCACUUCUCUGUCGCCGCUGCAAAAGAAGACGCUGUCUCAAGUUCUAGUGUUCAUGGGGAGUACGGGAAAAAGGUUGGAAGGUCGAGCAUUUUCCUAGACAGGCAGUCUGAAAAAGAUCUCCAUGCCUUCAAGGUAUCAUCACGAGAAGCAAGGGGAAGCUACAGCUCCAAACGGAUGCCAAUUGCUGCUACUGGGGUCAAUAGCUUGUUCUCAUGUGGACAGGUAGUUUCGGCAAGACAUUUUUCAAGUGGGGCAGAUUUGCCACCACAUGAGGCUAUCGGGAUGCCUUCUCUUUCCCCUACUAUGACCGAGGGGAAUAUUGCAAAGUGGGUGAAGAAGGAAGGAGACAAAGUUUCACCUGGUGAAGUUCUUUGCGAAGUGGAAACCGAUAAAGCUACCGUGGAGAUGGAAUGCAUGGAGGAAGGCUAUCUCGCUAAGAUAGUUUGUGGAGAUGGCGCAAAAGAGAUUAAAGUUGGCGAGAUUAUUGCCAUAACUGUGGAAGAGGAGGGUGAUAUUGAGAAAUUUAAGGAUUACAAGGCUUCGUCUUCAGCUGCAGCUCCAGCUGAAUCAAAACCCCAAUCUGAGCCCGUGGAACCAAAAGAAGAGAAGAAAGAGGUUUCCAAGGCCCCCGAGCCAACAGCUACAAAGACUGAAGAAUCUUCUCAGUCAGGGGAUCGCUUAUUCUCCAGUCCCGUUGCCAGAAAGUUGGCAGAAGACAACAAUGUACCGCUUUCAAGCUUAAAAGGUACUGGUCCAGAUGGGCGUAUUUUGAAGGCAGACAUUGAGGAUUACUUGUCAAGUAGAAGGGUUCAGUCAACUGAUAAUGUUAUGCUUAUGCUUGAUGAAGCUUCUGCAGCCAAGGGUUCGAAGAAGGAAGCUGCAGCAGCUCCAGGACUAGGUUAUGUGGAUCUUCCAAAUACACAAAUACGGAAGGUUACUGCAAACCGCCUGCUGCAAUCUAAGCAGACUAUCCCUCACUACUAUCUGACAGUUGAUAGCCGUGUUGACAAACUUAUCAAAUUGCGGAGUGAGUUGAAUCCGAUGCAGGAUGCAUCUGGUGGGAAGAAGAUAUCUAUUAAUGAUCUUGUUAUUAAGGCUGCAGCAUUGGCUCUUCGUAAGGUUCCUGCCUGUAACAGUUCCUGGAUGAAUGAUUUUAUUCGCCAGUAUCACAACGUGAACAUUAAUGUUGCUGUACAGACUGAGCACGGUUUGUUUGUUCCAGUAGUUAGGGACGCGGACAAGAAAGGCUUGGCCGCUAUUGCUGAUGAGGUGAAGCAGUUGGCUUCAAGAGCAAAGGAUAACAGUCUAAAACCAGAAGAUUAUGAGGGUGGCACUUUCACCGUCUCUAAUCUGGGAGGCCCUUUCGGAAUCAAGCAAUUCUGCGCCAUCGUAAACCCUCCUCAAUCGGCAAUCUUGGCCAUCGGCUCUGCUGAGAAGAGGGUAAUCCCCGGGGCGGCUGAGGGCCAGUACGAAAUCGGGUCCUUCAUGUCAGCCACGCUAAGCUGCGACCACCGGGUCAUCGACGGUGCCAUGGGUGCGGAAUGGCUCAAGGCAUUCAAGGGCUACCUCGAGGACCCGACGACCAUGCUGCUGUAG
Molecule: messenger RNA, 1674 nt
Organism: Triticum turgidum subsp. durum (durum wheat)
Lineage: Eukaryota; Viridiplantae; Streptophyta; Magnoliopsida; Poales; Poaceae
Source: the annotation of a GenBank genome assembly